Crotalus tigris (Tiger rattlesnake) is the source of this 1733-nucleotide messenger RNA. It is a transcript of the gene HAO2, whose product is annotated as hydroxyacid oxidase 2. Lineage: Eukaryota; Metazoa; Chordata; Lepidosauria; Squamata; Viperidae. The transcript is spliced from 8 exons. Gene Ontology annotation, molecular function: oxidoreductase activity; FMN binding. The coding region runs from base 321 to 1388 and encodes 355 amino acids. The record is from RefSeq and is a predicted model, not a curated record.
GCCCACAUUUUUUCCACACUGCAUAAUGAUUUCAUCAUCGUUGCUUCUGUAAAACUUCCAGGAUUCUAGAUAUACAACUAACAUUGCAUGAUCAGAGCAUUUUCAGAACAGGGCAAAAGUACAAAGUUUAUUGCAGAAGUUAAGCUUUAAUAACUUGUAGUAGUUUAUUAAAUUUCUGGCAUUUAUCCUCCAUAAACUAAGGAACUCCUGUUCUUACAAAGUACUUAUAUAUAUUCCUGAUUCUCUUAAAAUCCCUGCUGGAGUAAAGUCUUUUACCUGCGGCUAUUCUGGUGUUAAAGGUUCUCUCACUUUGCUUUGAAAUGACUCUUGUCUGUUUGUCAGAUUUUGAAGCUUAUGCUAAAAAGCAUCUUCCCAAGCCUAUCUGGGAUUAUUUUGCAGCAGGUGCUGAUGAAUGUUAUACGCGUGAUGAUAAUCUAAUGGAAUAUAAAAGAAUCUAUUUGCGGCCACGUGUGCUGCGGGAUAUGUCGGCAAUAGAUCCAAGGACUACGAUUCUUGGCUCUGAAGUUGACUUCCCAGUGGGUAUUGCUCCCACUGGCUUCCAUGGUUUGGCCUGUCCUGAUGGAGAGCAGAGCACAGCUCAAGCUGCAGAAGCUAUGAAUACCUGCUACAUAGCCAGCACAUAUUCCACUUUCUCUGUGGAAGAAAUUGUUGCUGCUGCACCAACUGGUUUAAGAUGGUUCCAACUCUACCUCCAUCGGAACAGGACGUUCUCAGAGCAGCUGGUACGACGGGUUAAUGCAUUGGGAUUCCAUGCCCUGGUGCUCACAGUUGACGUGCCCUAUACUGGCAAGAGGCGGAAUGACAUUCGCAACAACUACGAGUUCUUGAAAUCCAUUCAAGUGAAGAACUUUAAAGGAGCUUUUGAGGACAAAGACCAGACUGAAUAUGGUCUACCCCCUGGAUCCAUAGACCCAUCUAUCAAUUGGAAUGACAUCACCUGGCUACAAAGCCUGACCCAGCUGCCAAUCAUCAUCAAAGGGAUUCUGACAAAGGAAGAUGCUGAGCUAGCUGUGAGACAUGGUGUUCAAGGGAUUAUUGUAUCCAAUCACGGAGGAAGACAGCUAGAUGGAGUCCUUCCUACUAUUGCUGCUCUGGUUGAAGUUACUACCGCAGUGCAAGGCAAAAUUGAAGUUUACUUAGAUGGUGGAAUACGAACUGGGAAUGAUGUAUUGAAAGCAUUGGCACUUGGAGCAAAAUGUGUCUUCAUCGGCAGGCCCACUGUAUGGGGUCUGGCUUAUAAGGGUAAAGAAGGGCUUCAAGAAGUUUUGAAGAUUUUAAAAGAUGAAUUUUGUCUAUCAAUGGCUCUCACAGGCUGUAAAAACGUCUCAGAAAUUGGCCAGCAUCUUGUUCAGUAUUCCAAAUUGUAAACAACUCUUCUGUGGCACUUACAGGACCAGAAGCAGUUUACUAGCUAAAGAAAAAAAACCUGGAUGAUUAAAAACAAGGGGGAAACCUCAGCCACCAACCACAUUUCAGAAAGUUUGUCUGAUGAGAUUUUUACAAUGAAUGGGACACAGAAGCUUAUACUGAACUGUGAAUAACUGGGAGCCCCAUUCUUUUGCAUGCCUGUUUUCACGAUACCCAGCUAGGUUAACAUUCCUUUAAAACUUUCAAUUUUACCACAUUCUCCUCCCUGUGUGUGAAAUGCAAUAGUAUCCAAUGACUUAUGUGUUUCAUUUUGAAUAAUAUAAUAAAAAUAAAUAAUGGCCUCA